Molecule: messenger RNA, 4046 nt
Organism: Moneuplotes crassus
Lineage: Eukaryota; Ciliophora; Spirotrichea; Euplotida; Euplotidae
Source: the annotation of a GenBank genome assembly
CUUCCAAAAUAUGGGCAACUGCUGUACAACCGACAUUCCUUCACUAAAACAAAAUGACACUGACAUCCAACUCCCCAAAAGACCCCCCUCCACCAAAGACUUUAAAUCCAAAUCUACACUCUGCACAACCCUAAGCCACCCUCCUCCAGACCCUUCCAAAUCACCAUCAAAAACCCACACAAAAGACCCAACUACAAUCACAAAAAGCAUGACCGCUCCUCUCUCCGAAGUAGAAGACUUCGAAGGUUGGAAGAGACAAGACCUCAUUGGCUUUGACCCAGACACCCCACUGCACAUCUUCGAAGGAAGAACAACAGUCAAUUCCUCCGAAGAGUUCUACAAACAAAGAUUUGUCAGCAAGACAGUGUACUCUAAAAGAGAGGGUACAGCCAAACUGGAUUUACAAGAGACCUAUGGGUUAAGUAGGAUUAGUGAGGUAGAACUUGAAGCGUCAGAGGAGAGACUGAGGGAUUUUGAGGAAGAGAAAUUGGAUGUGGAUGUGGGUGUUAAGGAUGUAUGGAGGAAGAUAGUAGGAAAAGCAGUGAUUCGGAGACUGACGGAUAGAGAAGCCAUAUCCAAAAAGAGACUAUUCCAUUCAAAAACAGCUCAAUCCAACGACAGAGAUUCCAUUAAGAGCUUAGAAACUCCCAAAACAAUUCCAGGGACUCCGUUACAACAAAUUUCCCAAUUCUGCUCUUCAGCUUACAAGAGGUUGUCUCAUUAUAAAUACAACGGACUCUCACUCAAUUUCAAUUUGAAUUUCCAGAACCAGCAGAUCACAUUUCAGACUGCAAAUCCAGGCCAAGAGCAAGUUUGAGUGAGCCUAAAGGAUUUGGAGCAACUCCAAGAGCCCUCAGGAGUGGAGAAGCAUAUCCUAGAGACUCUUAAAGCUUUGAAACAGGUUAUGGAAUCACUGAAAAAUAUCCCAAACCUGCCUAAACAAGAAGAAAAAGUCAUUGUCGAGAGAAAACAUAACUCUAAAAUUAAUAUCACACAAGGAAAUUUUGAGAGUCUUGAGUCCAUGGAAAAUGACUCUCACCUCUUUAGCUCCUCAGAUGAUGACAAUGACACUCAAAAGGAAGAAAAUAAGAUGCCAGUGGUCAGAGAAGUCGUUUCGUUAGAUGAGUUUACCCACACAAGUCCUGAUAUUGAACAAUUCAUCACAGAUGAUGAAAUCAAUGUGUUGAACAAUGAGUUUCCAGAGAUUGAAGAAAUCUUGAAAAUUGUACUUGAAGAAUACCAGAGCAAGAUAGGUUCAUCGAUCCCCAAAGUUGAUUCAAGUCAGUUGUUGGAAAAAUUGAAUAAUCUUGGGAAAACAGCAGAGAUCCAGAAAGAGAAGCUUAGACUUGCCAAGAGAGCUCUCAAUGUCAAAACUCUUCAGAUUGAAAAGCUAACAAGCGAGAACAGCUUUGUUCCUCUGGAUAUGGCUGGCUCUCGGCUUCACCUUGCUUUCAUGUUUUCUUCUCCUCUGAUCCGUAAGUUUAACGGAAAAACAGAAAAUGUCAUGCAGCUAGACUGCCAAUCUGAAAUCGAUGGUAUCAUCAAAGUUUGUAGUGAAAUGAGGUACGAAAUGAAGUAUAAGUCAGUUGUGGCAACUCCGAGCAAUUUAAGAAAUGUGCUCACAGAUCGACCCGUCGCCUUACAUUUCUCAGGCCAUGGCAUCGACAAUACACCUGAAUACAUGGGGCUCAGAUAUCGAAGUGGGAAAGAUAAAGGAAAUAUCCUCCUUUUUGAAGAUGAAAACUCUAUGGUUUAUCAUCUGUUUGAACAAGAUCUCAAAGAUUUGAUCAAGACAACACAAACCCAACUUGAAGUAGUAGUGGUUGCUUCUUGUCAAUCCCAAUUCGCAGGUGAGGUAUUUCUAAAUGCUGGAGCAAAACAUGUAGUCUGCAUUAUGCAAGGCCAGAAGAUUGGUGAUAAAUCAUGUUUGCUUUUCUCAAAAGUGUUUUACCAGACACUCUUUGUAAAGAAUUACAAUGUAUGCACUUCAUUCCAGAUUGCUAAAGACGAAGUAAAGAAGGUCAUUAAAGAGGCUGAAGCAAACAAAUUUAUAUUGCUAAUUCAAGAUCAAGAUGGUGAUGAUGAUAUGUAUUCUUGCUGCCAAACCUCCCAUGUUUGCCAAGCGAUCACCAACAUUAAGCCAGGAGAUUUACUCAAUCUUAGCCCAGAACCAAGUAUUCUGUCCAUCCCUUCAAAGCCAGAUUUCUUCUUUGGUCGUCAACAAGAAAUGUAUGACAUCAUUGGUUAUCUUAGUACUCAUAGACUUGUGUCUAUCAUUGGGCCUCCUGGUAUGGGAAAGACUACACUAGCAAUGAAUCUUGUUCACUAUCUUAAAGAAAGACAAAAAUUUCCAGAUGGAAUGGUGUAUAUUAACUUGCAUGGCUGUGAAUCAGCACAAAUGUUCUUGUCAAAACUCAGUCUUAAAAUUAGAACUCAAUGCAAAUCUAUUCUUGAAGAGUAUAAAACCAGAGAUCCAAGCAUUGAUGACAACAUAUUUGUGCAAGGGUUCCUCAAAAACAAGCAAAUCUUGGUAAUUCUUGAUAACUGAGAAGACCCACUCGAAUCAGACAGAACAAAUUUUGUUAACGAAGUUGAUCUCAUCAUUGACACUUGCAGUGAAGUUAAGAUCUUGGUUACAUCAAGGAUCUCACUAGGUCUUAAUUCAAGAAGCACAGAGAAGUCAUUAUAUCUAGAAGGUCUGACUCCAGAAGCUUCAAUACUCUGCUUAAUGAAUAAAUCUCCAAGAGAGAUCACAAACGAUGAGAUAAAGUCUCUUCUACAAUCAAGCCGUUCCUCAACAGGUAUGGUUAAAAGCCUGAGUACUCAUCCAUUGCUCAUUUUACUUGGAGGGAACCCUCAGAACUUAUCAAUGACAGCAUCUCUCUUAAGAACUAAUUCUCUUGAAGCAGUCUACAAAGUAUUUAAAUAGUAUAAAUUCGACAGAAACGCCAAUGUUUAAAGGGAUUUAUUCUGAAUCACAAGAUAGGAACAGCUUAGCUAGCAGUGAGAGCAACUCUAAUUUCCAAAUGAUUACCUUUGAUGUAGCCAUCGAAAGUCUCCAAGAAACUGCACCCAAAGCUGUUGAACUGUUCCAAAUGCUCGGCCUGUUUCCAGAUGGAGUCAGAGAAAGUGACUUGAAUGUUCUCUGGGGAGAUGCCACAUGGAUACCAUGGAAAGAAGAACUCAUAAAAUCAAGCUUGUUACUCUAUAAAAUUAGCAAAAGAGGAGAGUUUAUAUUUAGUCUACAGCCAUAUAUGACAUUUCGUGCCUGUAAAAUGCUUGAUUCACAGCCUUUUCUCAAAUAUGAGUACCAUCAAAGAAGCUGAGACUUGCUAAAGGAUCUUUGUGAGGAAAUUUACCAUGAAAAGAAAACAUUAGCGACCAAAGAGAGAUUUAGUGCAAUGGAAGUUAAUAUCCUCGCAUGCAUCUACAGAGAUAUAGACAUUAGAUCUUGCAGAAGAAGUUCUCAGAGGCAAAUAAAUAGAGCAUCUAUUGGAACAGUCCUAAUGAAAAUUAUUCCCAGCAAAGAGACCAUAAAUUUCGACCAAGAUAGUCAAUCAGAUAUCGAUAGUUCAUAUGGAUUUCAGAGACUCAAUACCAUGAAGUCCAACUCUGCCUCUCUCAGUAACAUCGAAUUACUGAUUCUUUACUACAUCGUCAACCUGAUUCUCAACAAAUUCAUGAAGAACAACACAAUAUAUAAAAUCUGCCGCAACAAGUCCGAAAUGUCAAACCUCUUCCGAGCAAAUCUGUACAAAUUCAUUUCCUUCAUUCAGUUCUCACUUGGAGAUCCUUCAAACCUACAGUCUUCCCACAAAAUGGCUCUCAAAUCCAUCAACAUCUUUGCCAAGCUAGACUUCCAGCUGGCUGCCGAUGAAGUUUCAGGAUUCAUUACUGAUCAACUCAAACUCCCAGUUUCACCCGAUCCUGCAGUGUCAGAUCCCGCUAGCCUACUAACCCCAGAGCGAAAGCCAGCCCCUCGCACAAACCCAAUCAAAUUCGUGAAGGACCAGUAUUUAAGUGAGAUUGUAUUACUUAUAAUUUAG